Molecule: messenger RNA, 2010 nt
Organism: Scatophagus argus
Lineage: Eukaryota; Metazoa; Chordata; Actinopteri; Scatophagidae
Gene: mlnr
Product: motilin receptor
Exons: 2
Coding region: 44-1138 (364 amino acids)
Biological process (GO): G protein-coupled receptor signaling pathway
Cellular component (GO): plasma membrane
Molecular function (GO): G protein-coupled peptide receptor activity
Source: RefSeq, a predicted model, not a curated record
GUCGAGUCACACUUUACUGUGCCAACACAAGGCGGAGGUUGGCAUGCCCUGGACCAGACCCCAAGUGGACCUUCAUGCUGGUGCAGCAGAGGCCAUGGACCAGUACAACACAGAAGAACACCACCACUACGAGGGCUCCCUGUUCCCCACCUCCACCCUCAUCCCAGUCACCGUCAUCUGCAUCCUCAUCUUUAUCAUCGGGGUGACGGGCAACACCAUGACCAUCCUCAUCAUCCAACACUUUAAGGACAUGAAGACCACCACAAACCUCUACCUGUCAAGCAUGGCGGUGUCCGACCUCAUCAUCUUCCUCUGCCUGCCCUUCGACCUCUACCGCCUGUGGAAGUAUGUGCCCUGGCUGUUUGGGGAGGCGGUGUGCCGCUUCUAUCACUACAUCUUUGAGGGCUGCACCUCGGCCACCAUCCUUCACAUCACGGCAUUGAGCAUCGAACGCUACCUGGCCAUCAGCUUCCCCCUCAGGAGCAAGGUGGUGGUGACCAGACGCAGGGUGCAGUACAUCAUCCUCGCCUUGUGGGGUUUCGCUCUGGUUUCUGCAGCUCCCACUCUCUUUCUGGUCGGGGUGGAGUAUGACAAUGACACACACCCGGACUACAACACGGGGCAGUGCAAGCACACCAGCUACGCCAUCAGCUCGGGGCAGCUGCACAUCAUGCUCUGGGUGUCCACCACCUACUUUUUCUGCCCGAUGCUCUGCCUCAUCUUCCUCUACGGCUCCAUCGGGUGCAAACUGUGGAAAAGCAAAAAUGAUCUGCAGGGCCCCUGUGCUUUGGCCCGUGAAAGGUCACACAGGCAAACGGUGAAGAUCCUGGUGGUGGUGGUGCUGGCCUUCAUUAUCUGCUGGCUGCCCUACCACAUCGGCAGGAACCUCUUCGCCCAGGUGGACGACUACGACACGGCCAUGCUGAGCCAGAACUUCAACAUGGCUUCCAUGGUGCUCUGCUACCUCAGCGCUUCCAUCAAUCCUGUUGUCUACAACCUCAUGUCAAGGAAGUACAGGGCUGCAGCCAAACGCCUCUUCCUGCUGCACCAGAGGCCCAGACAAGCCCACCAUGGCCAGAGACAGCUCAGUGUGGUCGACCACAUCUCCACCCUGAACGAAAGCUUGACUGGGGUCUGAGACGCCCCACGGCACACCCUGUUUUUGGAGGCGUGUUUGUGUCUUCAUUGACCAAGAGAUGGUUUGCAAGGUCCAGGAGCUGCAGCUAAAGAAGACACUUGCUGAAGAUGUGUAGAGGAGGGAUGCCUGCUGCAGUUUGUCUUUGAGUAGGGGGAGAAGCAGGACUGUGAGCUCCACAGCACUUAAACGAAAAACCAGAUUUAUUAUGACUCAGUGGCAUUUUGUUCACAGAGACCAGAUGAGGAUUUCCAGUCGUGUCACAUUUUUUUCUUGUAACAAAAAUAGGAAUUCAUUUGACUCCAGUUGCCAAAAGUUGUAAUUUAUAUUUUCCAUUUUCAGUGUUGCACCUCAUGCACAAGUAUUUCCCCCCACAAGUAUUUGUUGGUACAGUGUCAACGCUUGUGGAGCACAUGCACCCUUUCAGUUCACAUUUGCCAUCAGUCAGCAGCAAAUUGGUCCCUCUUUGUUGACGUGACAGAUGAUGUUUGCCAAAUAACUGUUCAUUUAUAAUGUUUAAUUGUCAUCUCGUCUGUUGUAAAAUUGAAUUUAGUUAAUGUACAGCGUACAAUUAUUAUGCUAUUUGUUGUUUGUUCUUAUAAAUCAAGAAAAACAAAGCAAGUAAACCUAUUAGCUGUGGGCCAUUAAUUGUUCAGAUCUGACUCUGUGUGUGUGUGUGUGUGUGUGUGUGCCUGUUUACCAUCUCUCCAGUGAAUAGAUGGAACAUCAACUCGAUAAGCAAAUUACUCUGAGAAUGGGUUUGUUCUUGUCUGUGUGGGCGAUACAGAGGCCACCUGAGCCUUGAGGUGUUGAGGGCUGCGUACGUGUCGGCCAUCACAUGUAAUCUGACACAGCUAUUAUAUUACCUGUGCUCU